UCAUGACAUAAGAAAUUGGUAUUUUUAAAAGGGAACGGGGCGGACUGCAGAAAUCGACGUAGCUUUGCUUUGGUCGCUAACUCUGUUUAAAAUUUGUGUGUUUUCAAUAAAUUGACAAGUGAGACCACCACCGACCCAAAUUUGCGAAACAGAGUCGCAGCAAUGACGGGAAUAAUUUCGAUCGUAACGAGGCGGCUGCCCCAAACUUUGGGAAUGCGAGCCCUGCGGAGUAAUGAGCUGAAGCGUUGCAUCCGCCAGUAUUCCCGGCUAGUCGUCUGCGCCGCACAACAGCAGCAACUGCUCCGCCAAAAUGCCUCUAACCGCUGCCAGGAGGCUCCCAGGAUUCUCACCUGGCAGGGCAUCCACACUACGUCGAGCAUGUGGUCGGAGCAGACCGUGAAUGUACCUCCUUUCGCGGACUCCAUCGCCGAGGGUGAUAUCAAGUUCACCUGCAAGGUGGGUGACUCAUUCGCCGCCGAUGAGGCUGUCAUGGAAAUCGAGACCGACAAGACCACGGUGGCGGUGCCAGCUCCCUUCGCCGGCUCCCUUACCGACAUCCUGGUGAAGGAUGGGGACACUGUCAAGCCCGGCCAGGCUCUGUUUAAGAUCAAGCCAGGUGCAGCGCCCGCCAAGGCAGCUGCUCCAGCGGCGGCCGCCCCUGCUCCUGCCGCUCCGAAGGCUGCCCCAGCUCCCGCAGCCGCCGCACCCAAGGCGGCUCCCGCUCCAGCUGCCGCCGCCGCUGCCAAGCCACCACCACCGCCACCAAAGGCAGCGGCUCGCCCGCCGCCUGCUGCUCCAGUGGCUGCGCUCAAGCCGGCCGUUGCCCAGGUGAAGGUGCCGCCUGCAGACGGGUCGCGCCAGAUUUUGGGCACACGGUCUGAGCAGCGCGUCAAGAUGAACCGCAUGCGCCUAAAAAUUGCUGCUCGCUUGAAGGAUGCCCAGAACACAUGUGCUAUGCUCACCACUUUCAACGAAAUCGAUAUGAGCUAUGCCAUGGACUUCCGCAAGCAGAAUCUGGAGACAUUCGUCAAGAAGUACGGCAUCAAGUUUGGCUUCAUGUCCAUUUUCUCGAAGGCCAGUGCCUAUGCGCUGCAGGAUCAGCCCGUGGUGAACGCCGUCAUCGAUGGCACGGACAUUGUGUACCGCGAUUACGUGGACAUUUCAGUGGCGGUGGCCACGCCCCGCGGCCUGGUGGUGCCCGUCAUCCGGAACGUGGAGGGCAUGAACUAUGCUGACAUCGAGAUCGCCCUGGCCGGUCUGGCCGACAAGGCGAAGCGGGAUGCCAUCACCGUGGAGGACAUGGACGGCGGCACCUUCACCAUCAGCAAUGGCGGAGUGUUUGGAUCCCUGAUGGGCACGCCCAUCAUCAAUCCGCCACAAAGCGCCAUUCUCGGCAUGCACGGUAUCUUUGAGCGGCCAAUUGCUGUCAAGGGAGAGGUCAAGAUUCGCCCCAUGAUGUAUGUCGCUCUGACCUACGAUCACCGAAUCAUCGAUGGACGCGAGGCGGUUCUGUUCCUGCGCAAGGUCAAGGCUGCUGUGGAGAACCCAGCGAUUAUUGUAGCCGGAUUGUAGAGUGAAUUGUCUAAAAACGCGUCCACGGCCUUCAUUUGAUAUUAGCCUCUUUAAUUUGAAUCUAAUUUUUUGGGUAUUUAUUAUUUUAAUUUGCGAGCGUCACAAAAAAAAGAGAAAAAAUAAUUGAACUCUACUCGCAGCAGCGGAAGUAGUCAAAAUAAAUUAAACGUGGAUCUUUUCAUAAAACUAAACUGUGCACUGAAUGUUUAUAUUAACGUAAGACUCUGCGAUGCAAUGUCGUAAUAAAACAAUGACGAUUAUUGACCAACCUCAA
Drosophila rhopaloa is the source of this 1846-nucleotide messenger RNA. RefSeq names its product dihydrolipoyllysine-residue succinyltransferase component of 2-oxoglutarate dehydrogenase complex, mitochondrial. Gene Ontology annotation, biological process: tricarboxylic acid cycle. NCBI's taxonomy places the organism in Eukaryota, Metazoa, Arthropoda, Insecta, Diptera, Drosophilidae. Gene Ontology annotation, molecular function: dihydrolipoyllysine-residue succinyltransferase activity. The record is from RefSeq and is a predicted model, not a curated record. Gene Ontology annotation, cellular component: oxoglutarate dehydrogenase complex. The transcript is spliced from 7 exons. Bases 163 to 1572 code for a protein of 469 amino acids.